AUGCCACAAAUAAUUUUAUUAUUCAGCGGCAAGAGAAAAUGUGGAAAAGAUUUUCUUACUGACCAUUUAAAAUCUAAGCUGGACGAUCAGUUUGAAAUUGUAAAAAUAUCUUUACCUAUAAAAAGUUAUUGGGCAAAGGAAAUGAAUUUAAAUUUGAAUGAGCUGCUAGGUGACAGCCAAUAUAAGGAAAACUAUAGACUACAGAUGAUUGAAUGGAGCGAUAAGAUGAGGAAACAAGAUUAUGGAUGUUUCUGUAGAAUUGCUUGUGAAAAUGCAAAAGACAAACCCAUAUGGAUAGUAAGUGAUAUUAGACGCAAAACAGAUGUAAGAUGGUUCAAAGAAACCUAUGGUAACCACAUCAGAACAAUACGGCUGAUAGCUGACGAAGAAACUAGAAUAGAAAGGGGAUACCAGUUCAAACCUGGCGUCGAUGAUGUUGCUUCUGAAUGUGAUUUAGACGAUUACGAAGAGUGGGACCUAAUCAUUAAUAAUGGCAAAGAUGGAGAGCCAUUGGAAAAGCAAAUAGAACAAGUUCUGAAAAGCGCGCAGCGCGAGGUCGCCUUUGUAGGUCUACGGGCGGAGGGUAUCGAUGCGGCUGCGCGCGCACGGGCCUGCGCCCCUCGCCUUCGAUUUUCCAGCCCGAGCGACGGUGGCGGCGCGUUGCAUAACUUCGUAGCGGCACUUCGCGCGCGACCUUACCCCGAGCGCCAGCCGCGAGCGCGCCCCACGCGCAGACACGCGCAACGCGCUCUGUCGCGCCCUUUACGUAACGCGCGCUCACUUAAACGUCGUCGCAAACGAGAACGGAUAAGGUUUGGUGUGAUAAUAAGUGUGCUUCGUUUUGGCUUUCGUCGCUUCUGGCUUUAUUUUUGCAAGGAGCUGGAGUGCGGCGGGCCGGCGGUGGGCCGCAGAGGCGGUAAGAUCGCAGAUGUUGCACGUGCGCCGACGCAGCAGUCGGACAUGAAAAAUCUCGCUCCUUUGCUGGCUGUCCCUAUCAGCGAAUACGUGGUAACUUUCAUCUCUCUGGUAGCCGCGGCCACACUGUUUUCUUGGACGACAGAAGGGCGCUCCGCCCGUAGGUGGUUGGCGGAAGAUCGCGGGCGCAGGGAGUGUAGCCGCGCGCGCUUCCCCUACCACACGCACCCGCCCAUUCACUGUUAG
This is a messenger RNA of Leptosia nina, 1161 nucleotides long. The record is from the annotation of a GenBank genome assembly. Lineage: Eukaryota; Metazoa; Arthropoda; Insecta; Lepidoptera; Pieridae.